Messenger RNA from Coffea arabica (coffee), 2535 nucleotides. The record is from RefSeq and is a predicted model, not a curated record. Lineage: Eukaryota; Viridiplantae; Streptophyta; Magnoliopsida; Gentianales; Rubiaceae.
UCAGAAGGUUCCUGUGGCCGCAGCUAAGAAAAGCCCAGCUCCUGCAGCUGCUCAGCAGCAGCAAUCCAAGCCGGCGGCUAAGCUUCCUUCGAAGCCGCUCCCCCCAGCUCAAGCUGGUUUUUGUCUUGUUUAACAUAAGCACUAUUUAAGAUUGUGAAAACUUCAAUUAUGCUGGAAGAUUGCUGUGCGCUCCAGUGGUGACUUUUUUUUCGAUUUGCAGUACUCUCGAUUUUCAAGUAAAAGGUUGCUGCUGAAGCUCAAGUCUAUGCAGCUGCUACUGUCUUUCUUGUACCAUUUUUGGAGAGGAAGGGAAAUUUCCUGAGGUCAUGCAAGCUGCACAACCUGUUAAUGUGCCAGAUUAUCACUCUAUAGACAGAAGCUCAGCUAAAAGGACAUUACAGAUGUAACUAACACAGACUUCGAUGCAAAAAAAAGAUUAGAAAUAAUUCAGAUAGGUUGUCUUCAAUUGAGUCAGAAAGUGCAUUGGUUGGGAAUGAGCCAAAAAAUGAAGGGUUAUUGUCUGCUACAUCCUCCUCACAUGGCAAGCUGCUGAAGAUUGUAAUGCAAAAAUACAUAAGGAGCUAUCCAAAUGACUAAAAGCCUUUUUAGUGAUAGCCUCUGGAGCUUGACCCAAAGAAGUGGUUGAGCAAGGGAACUUAGUAGUAGAGGAGGCAGCUGUAGGUGAUGAUGAGAAGAAUGCCUCCGUUGUAGGUGCUCAGUCGGUGGCUGCAGUUGACAAGGCCAAAAAGGUGAUUCAGACAGGGGACAUUCAAGUGGAGGAGGCAACUGUUGGUGCUGAAGGGAAGGAUGCCUCUAUACUAGGUGUCAAGUCUGUGGCUGCUGUUGGAGGGGCUGAAGAGGUCAAAGAAGUGGUUGAGACGGGGGAAUUUGAAGUGGACAACACAACUGUAGGUGAUGAAGGGAAGGAUGCAUCUAACACAGCUAUUUCUUCCCAACUUGAUAGUGCCGAAUCUGUUGCUGCAAGGAGCAAUGAUGUGGUGGUUGACGAAGCUGUGGCCAUUGUUGGAAGAGAAAAGCUGCGGCCAUGGUUGGAGGAGAAAAGCUGCCUGCUCGGCCAGACAAUUUGCAAUCAAGCGCUAAUGAAUCAGUCACAGUUGAGCAAGAUGCAGAAAUGGUGGUGAUACCCGUGGAAUCUUCUGCAGUGGUGACAGGAGAGGAGAAAGAGAAGUUACCUGACGGUAAAGAAGUAAUGGUAGAUGAGAUUGUGAAAACCGAGAUUAAGGUGGACAUGGAGAUAUCCACUUCGGCUGCUGAGGUAACUGAAGGUGAAAAUAUUAUGGGUUCACAUGGUUUACAAUUGGAUGAUAAUGAACCUCCAAAUUCAGCUAAAGAAGAGGUGGAUAAAGAGAUAAGUAUUAGUGAGGAGACAGGUAUUGUAGGCAACGCAGCAAUGGAUGACAUAAACAAAAUGGAAGAUAGUAAGAGUGGGGUGGUGGAGGAGGAAAGUCUUCUAGCCAAUGCGGAGAUGGGUGAAAAGAAGCAAAUGGCAGCACCUGAAAAUUCUGUGCCAAAUGAUUUGGAGUUUGUUGGUCAACAGUCAGUGGUUACAGUUAGUAUUGAGCAAAAUAAGGAAAAUAUUCAAGAGGACGGGAUUCCAACUGCGGACACUGAAAUGGAGAAGAAGAUUGAGGCUGAAAUGGUGACUACUAGGGUUAGUGAUGUUGAGUCCAAUGCUAAAAUAGAUGAUUCAGUGUCUGUUCCACAAGAUGAGGAAGAUGAAGACAUGGUUGCUGAGGAGGGAUCUGCUCUGGCGGAGACGGAAUUGGAAACUCAAACAGAUGUUGGGGAGUCAAGCAAGGCUGCUGGAAAGAAGCGCAAGAGGGGGAAGAAUUCUAAAAAUUUGACUAAUUCUAAAAUUGGAGGAAGAGCUCAAAAGCUAAUGGAUGAGGAUGUUUGUUUCAUUUGCUUUGAUGGGGGGAACCUUGUGCUGUGUGACCGGCGGGGUUGCCCCAAGGCAUAUCAUCCUUCUUGUGUUAAUUGGGAUGAGGCAUUCUUCCGUGCAAAUGGUUGGCAUAUUUGUAGCACUUGUCAAAAGAAUGCCUAUUACAUGUGUCUUACCUGUCCUUUUGCCUUGUGCAAAGGAUGUGUGAAAGAUGCUGUUUUCUUAUGUGUCCAAGGAAAUAAAGGCUUUUGUGAGACAUUCAUGAGGAUUCUCAAGCUGAUUGAAGCGAUGACAAAGACACUAACAAUUGAAUUUAUGGUGGGGUUAAGAUCUGUUGCUAAUGAAGAGGAAUCUGCUGGUGCGGUUGUGCACACGAAUGGGCAUCAGAAGAACUUCUGGAAUUUGUUGUGCACAUGAAAAAUGGUGAUAAAUCUGUUCUGUCUCAAUUUGAUGUUCAGGCUCUCCUGCUUGAAUGUAUCAGACAACUUUUAUGUAGCACUGCAGUGGCUUCAGCAAUAUAUUUUGAGUCAGCCAUGCUGCUGUAUAUGUAAAUGGUAUACUUGGCUCUUUCUUUUGAACGACUACCAGACAAUUCUUGUACAAUACUCCAAUGAUUUUAUCCUUUUGAAUUA